Molecule: messenger RNA, 1378 nt
Organism: Papaver somniferum (opium poppy)
Lineage: Eukaryota; Viridiplantae; Streptophyta; Magnoliopsida; Ranunculales; Papaveraceae
Product: caffeic acid 3-O-methyltransferase-like
Exons: 3
Coding region: 60-1151 (363 amino acids)
Biological process (GO): methylation
Molecular function (GO): protein dimerization activity; O-methyltransferase activity; S-adenosylmethionine-dependent methyltransferase activity
Source: RefSeq, a predicted model, not a curated record
AGAAUCACAAAAUCAUUUUUGCUUCUCUAGCAGACAGACUUAGAGAAGAAAGAAGAGCCAUGGCAGAUGAAACCACAGAAAUAAGAAACAAAGCUCGUCUCAAAAUCUUAGAACUAGCCAACAUGAUAAGUGUACCAAUGUCACUCAACGCGAUCGUACGUCUCAAUGUUCCUGAUGCUAUCUGGGCAAACGGGUCAAACAUUCCUCUAUCUCCUUCUCAGAUCUUGACGCGUAUUAAUCUUCCAUCCGGAGGAGGAGAUCCUGAAAACCUACAACGUAUUCUUCGUAUGCUAACCAGCUACGACGUUUUUGAAGAGCACAUUAUCGUCACCCCUUCAUCAGAAUCAGUAGAACGGAAAUACUCACUGACAGAAGUCGGAAAAACACUAGCGACUGAUGAAGAUGGAUUGUCGUACGGUGCUUAUGUUAUCCAACACCAUCAAGAUGCGUUGGUUAAAGCUUGGCCGUAUGUACAUGAAGCUGUUGUGGACUCUACGGUUGAACCAUUUGUGAAAGCGAAUGAUGGAAGACCAGCUUAUGGAUUCUAUGGUGAUAAUCCUGAGAUGAAUGAACUGAUGCAGAAAGCUAUGUCUGGUGUAUCUGUACCGUUCAUGAAAGCUAUAUUGGAUGGUUAUGAUGACGGGUUUAAAGAGAUCAAACGGUUAGUUGAUGUUGGUGGUAGUGCCGGUGAUUGUUUGAAGAUGAUUUUACAGAAAUACCCUAAUGUUACUGAAGGUAUCAAUUUUGAUCUGCCGGAAGUUGUUUCUAAAGCUCCGAUUAUUCCCGGGGUGAAACACGUGGGUGGGGACAUGUUCAGGUCAAUUCCCAAAGCUGAUGCUAUCUUCAUGAAGUGGGUAUUGACAACCUGGACAGAUGAUGAAUGCAAAGCUAUAAUGAAGAAUUGCUACGAUGCACUUCCGGUAGGGGGGAAAUUGAUCGCGUGUGAACCAGUGCUGCCUCAUGAAUCAGACAGCAGCCAUAGGACUCGAGCAUUGCUUGAAGGGGACAUAUUUGUCAUGACUAUCUAUCGUGCUAAGGGUAAACAUAGGACCGAGCAAGAAUUUCAGCAUCUCGGUCGAGAGACUGGAUUUCCUCAUUUCCGAGCUAUUUAUAUUGAUUACUUUUACACUCUCUUAGAAUUCCAGAAGUAACCAACUUCGAAAAAUUAGAUUGUUUCAUGAAUAAUUCUAUGCAACCUGAGUUCUGAAGACUCUUGAACGAGACUAGUAAUUGUUUAAAGAAGUCAAAGUUGGUAUUCUACAUUUACCAUUGUGCAUGAGUUGGUAUUACUUGUAAUUCAUGCUGAAACUUAGUUGGAGAUUUCUUGAGAUUUUAUUUACCAUCAAUACGAAUGUGGGCAAAAAAGGUUCAGAAAUUA